AUGAAGCCUUCCGCUGCCAUUUUUGCCAUCCUCUCCAGCGUCUCCCUUGCAGUCGCAGGAGAAAUUGGAGGGCCAAAGGAGGAAGAAAAGCUUUCAAGGGGACCACUUCCCCUUCACCAGCUCCCCGAAUGCUGGCAGGGCUGUCUACAAAGCGAGAAUCACUGGUACCGACCCGACAUCAACAAAGUCAGCGUCUACUACUUCUGCGUAGACCCGCUAUUCGAUACCCGCUUUUGGUCUCUGCACGCCCUUGCUACAUGCACGUAUGGCGCUUGCAGUAAAGCAGAGCACUACGUAGCGCAAGACUGGUACUUUGAGAUCUGCCAGAUGAACUGA
Colletotrichum acutatum is the source of this 336-nucleotide messenger RNA. RefSeq lists its product as uncharacterized. The record is from RefSeq and is a predicted model, not a curated record. Bases 1 to 336 code for a protein of 111 amino acids. NCBI's taxonomy places the organism in Eukaryota, Fungi, Ascomycota, Sordariomycetes, Glomerellales, Glomerellaceae. The transcript has a single exon.